Messenger RNA from Cloeon dipterum, 2792 nucleotides. RefSeq names its product cleavage and polyadenylation specificity factor subunit 6-like. Gene Ontology annotation, cellular component: mRNA cleavage and polyadenylation specificity factor complex. Lineage: Eukaryota; Metazoa; Arthropoda; Insecta; Ephemeroptera; Baetidae. Bases 61 to 1794 code for a protein of 577 amino acids. Gene Ontology annotation, molecular function: mRNA binding. Gene Ontology annotation, biological process: mRNA alternative polyadenylation. The record is from RefSeq and is a predicted model, not a curated record. The transcript has 10 exons.
UGUGUUGCAUGUCGCGGCUCGCCGCUACGCCGCUAGCUUCCAGCAAACUAAGCCGCUAAAAUGGCGGACGACAACAUUGAUCUGUAUGCGGAUGAUAUUGACCAGGACUUUUCUCAGGAUUUCGGAGCCGAUGGAGUCGAUUUGUACGAUGAUGUGAUUGCCGCUCCAUCGUCCAACCUCGAGGACAACGAAGAAAAUGCACAGCCACCACCAACAAACAACGGCAGCGGGCCGCACAACUCGCCCCCGAUGGAAAAAUACCAGUCCUCGGGAGGGAUGCGAGGAGACAGAGAUGGUGGCAGACGGCACCAACUCUACGUCGGCAACCUCACCUGGUGGACCACCGACCAGGACAUAGCUAACGCCGUCAGCGACCUCGGCGUGAAGGACUUUCUCGAGGUCAAGUUCUUCGAAAACCGAGCUAAUGGUCAAUCGAAAGGAUUCUGCAUCAUCUCGCUCGGUUCAGAUCAAAGCUCGCGGGUGUGCAUGUCCCGCUUGGGCGACAAGGAGCUGCACGGCCAGAAGCCCGUCGUCACCUACCCAACCAAAGCUGCCCUGAACCAGUUCCAAUUCGAGGCUCAGUCAAAGACGAGGCCCGCCCCCCAGAUGUCCCAGCAGCGCGGAGGCAUGCAGCAAGGAGGAGGCCCAAGAAACUUCAACAGAGGCCCAAUUGGUGGGCCUGGAAACCAGGGACCUCCACCUGGACCAUCCAGAUCUCACAGCAUGGGUUUCCCCCCGAUGCAGCCAUUCCAAAUUCCGCCUCCAGGGGGCCCGCCGCGGGGCCCGCCUCCAGGCCAAAUGCAUCCGAACGACCCCCGUGGGCCGCCUCCAAGAGGGGACUGGAGCCGACCCCCCGGCCCAGGCUUCCCGCCCCACCAGCCGCCCCCAAUGCAGGGUCCGCCUCCAGGCCAAGGGCCCCCGAUGCGUGGACCUCCCCCAGGCAUGAUGCAGCCUCUGGGGCCGCCUCCGGGCCAGAUGCCGGCGCCGCACGUCAACCCCGCGUUCUUCCCUCCGGGGGCAGUUCCUCCGCACCAGGCGCCGCCGCCACACCCUGGCGGACCUCACGGACCCCCACACGGCCCACCCCACGCUGCACCUCAGGGCUAUGGACCACCACCAUCACAACCCUGGCCCAGGUAUGGGCCACCGACAGGCGUUGACGGAGGGGCUGGCAUCAGUGAAGCAGAAUUCGAGGAGAUAAUGGGUCGCAACCGGUCCGUCUCGAGCACCGCCAUCAGCAGGGCCGUUUCAGACGCCGCGGCCGGUGAUUACGCCAGCGCCAUCGAGACGCUGGUCACGGCCAUCUCGCUGAUCAAGCAAUCCAAGGUGGCCAACGACGACCGCUGCAAGAUUCUGAUCAGCAGUCUACAGGACACGCUGCACGGAAUCGAGGCCAAGAGCUACGGAUCUGGACGAAGAGAGCGAUCAAGGUCCAGGGAUAGGUCACACAGGCGCAGACGCGAAAGGUCCCGCAGUCGUGAAAGAGAUUACAGAGAGAGGAGCAGAGAGAGGGACAGAGAUAGAUAUUAUGCUGAUUAUCCAAGGGAGCGGUCUCGAAGCAGGGAAAGAGAGUACCGCGAAAGAAGUAGAGAGGACAGCUCAUCUCGAACAACAGUGCGUCCACGGCUGAAGUCGACCGAGCCUGCCGAAGACCCCGCGCUGAUGAAUUCCAAAUCCAGCAGUCGGUACUACGACGAGCGCUACAGGGAACGGGAACGCGACGCACGCCGAGAACCGGAGCGGGAACGAGAGCGACGCGAAGAGCGCGAAACCACCCACCGCUCAAGACACUAAACCUGGAGAGUGCACGCACGAGAACAAGUAACACACCCACACACACACACAGCCAGUAAAAUAUAAUCCUUUUCAGAUCCAUUUAGAUCCAUAAUGUCGCAAUGUGGUCAUGAUUGUGUCCAAAUUAUUAAUUUAAUCCUUUUUGUGUAGUUAAUUCAAGCACACGAUUUGAUGUCAUAAAUUUAAAACAAAAAAAUAAGAUUGGCCUCUUUUUCUAUUUUAAAACCCUAAUUUUUAUCUCUCUGGAGACAAUGAUUAUUAUUGUCUGUGCGGCCUGUGAAGGAGGAUGCGAUUAUUUGUUGUAUUAGCUCAAGAUUGUACUGACUGCCGGAAUGUGCGAAUUCGCUGAUCAAAGAAGGUAACGAAUCUCUUUUAGUGGCUUGUUUGGUGGUGCUGUCGCCCGCGCGCGCCUUUCUCUUUGAUUUAUUUUGUAACUCGAUUCUGUCCAGACGCGCGGCCCGGCUCGGCACCACCAGGGAAACUGACCAAAUCAUUAUUCUACUUCAUAAUAUCUCUCUGUACUCGUUGCAAACAAAUCUGUGCACACAACUCGGUACCUGGGACGUCGCUCGAAGUCACAGCUGCCGAGUUGGACCGAAAUAAUUGGUCUUGUACCAACGCCAUGCAUGACUUGAUAUAUAAAUUAGUAAUUAAAUUUAUAUUGACGGUGGGAAUUUUUGUUUCAUAAAAACAUCACCUGUCCUGUUCGAAUAGUGUUCGAUAAAUAAUUGUUAAUUAAUUUUGUUGUGCAAAAUGUUGAAGAUAGAAACACAAUUUUCUAACCUGCUGGUGGUUAUUUUCAAUUAGUUUGUAACCUUUGAAAGAUAUGUGAUUACAAUUAUCAAAAUUCCAUAGCAUAUUUUCAAUGUAAAAAUUAAACAUGUCAGUGAUAAAAAAAUGUGAAGCAGCUUGUAUGAAAGCUAAAACUAUAAUGUGAAAAAAUCAUGACUGUAAAAAUGUCGGAAAAAUAUUUUCGAGACCCUUAUUAACUUGAGGUU